AUGUCUACAGCACCACCAUUGACUGACACUUCCCUGAUUGGGAAUUUAGGAGGAAAGCAAAAUGCUCCAUGUCAGAGCCGGCUGACAGCGAACUACCAAGGCUCACGACAUCGUAAGCGGCGGCGAUUAAGCAGCAGUCUCGCUCAUGUUGACGAAGAACAGCAUGUCGAGGCGGAGGACGACGCUCCCUCCGUGAGACCGGAAGUCUGCUCAAGAUCACUGCCCGCUGUUGAGCCACAACUCCUUGACUUCCUUUCUACGGGGCUUACAGACCACGAUGACUUGGCCAGUCUUCACUCGGAUUCUUCGUACAUUUCCGAUACGCGCUUCGUUCGCGCCAUCAGCUUGUCCUCCCUUGUCCAUCCAUCUCACGACGUAAACUUGACGCCCCCUUCGAGUGUCCCCUCGCCGAACCGUCGUGGCUUCUUCUUGCAACUUGCCGGCGCUCAAAACACAUUGCAGCAGGUAUGCGAUUCGCUAGACUUGUCAAUCGCAUCGCUGCAAACAUUGACCGACGCAUAUUUCGACAACAUGACUGCAUUCUCACUCUUCCAUCAACCUUCAUUCGGAGACAAGGUCCAGGGAAUCAAGAAUGCACUUCACCUCAAGGCGCUAUUGGCAUCAAUGUUCUCCUUCUCAGCUCGUUUCGCCACAGCUCCCGAUGCAGAGUCUCCGCCAACAAUGGAAGCCUACAGCGGCCCAAGCCAUGAGCAACUACACAAAUCGGCAAUGGGUUUCGUCAACGAGGCAAUCGAAGAAUACGACGACAAGCCCCCGCCACUUUGCAUCCUCCAGGCUCUCAUAUUAUGCACCUUCUAUGAGCUCACAAGAGGCGUCCGCGGUCGCGCAUGGCGAAUGCUGGGCAACUGCGUCAGAAUCGCCUACGAGCAACGACUUCAUCUUGUUGACAGCAUCACGCAAGCCAGACCUCAGCCAGGAACGUCUGGCGUCGCUCAAUGGUCAGCGAUGGAGGAGAGGCGCCGCAGCUGGUGGGCCAUCUGGCAGAUGGACAUAUUCGCCUCGACGGUGCACAGGUUGCCCACCGCGAUUGACCAGAGCGUAGGCAUGAACGAGAAUCACCUCCCGGUGCCAGACGUGAUGUGGUUUCAAAACAUGUACCAACCGAGCUGUCCGCUUGAUCCUGCUCCAUUGGAGCGGGCGAAGAAGCUGAGCAAGUCUGGGAACACCAGCGAUGUCGCGUGGUUCAUCGUUCUCAAUUCUAUCAUGCGUAACGCUCAGGUUCUGGCUCGCGGCAAUCUUCACAGUGUGCUUUCGGACCUCAGUCCCGCACCGGGAGCCGAUUCUCGGCCUCUCAAGCAGUAUCUCCACGGAUCAUUCCGCAAAAGGCAGUCGGCAGAAGAUGGGCAACAGCUACCCGUUCUCAUCGGAGCUCUCAAGCAGACUGUCGCGCUACUACCAAGAUCACUCACAUACCAAGGGGCUCAACUAGACUUCAAGUCCACGGGUACUUCGUCGAGCAGCGAUUGCCCUCAGCUGCCAUCCGAGAGACGUUCGAAUGCUUCACAGCACGCAAUCUACCUCAUGAUCCAGCUAGCACGAUUCAUGAUCUACCACCAUUUCGCAUUCAACGAGAUCUUACUAGGCACAAUUUUCUCAGAAACAGACAGUCCUCCUUCAUUUGGGUGGACAUCGUCAUCCAAGGAUGAAAAGGAGAGGCUGUCCAACUCAGAAGGCCUCCGGAACUGCCUCGAGGCAUCAGACGACAUCCAUUCCAUCGUCAGCCGCUCUUCAGAAACACACAUACAAUGGACGAACCCAUUCUUGGCGAGCACGGUAUGGCUCGCCGCCUCAUUACAGGUCCUCCGCAAAGUGUUUGCACCGUCGACGUGUAACGAGGCAUCGGAGAUGAAGAUCAAGGAGCUCCGUGCAGUAUGUCAGAAAUAUACCGACUUUUGGGGAACGCCUGAAAGUCUCUUACAGAAUCUUGAUUCGUUGGAGGAACGGCUAGCACAGAAAAAGGCAGAGAUUGCGGCGAUUGAAGCGACUCACAUGCUAGGCUGCGCAUCAUAUCAACACGCUGGACAUCAUACCUCCGCCUUCAACGGAACGACUUCAUUGCAGAACUUUGGUCUCAUGAUGGGGCCUGAGCUGGACCAGAACUCUUUAUUCACAUCCGUAGGGCCGGGACACCAAGGCCAAGACGUGCCCACACCAAUGUCGCCGCGUAACGCUUCAACCGCCCAGGCCAACUGGUUUGUUGACGGGCAGCAAGAUGGCGCGGAGGUUACUACAGAUGGAUUAGGGAUUCCCGGUCUCAAUGCUUCGGAUGAGUUUGCCGGGUUUCCGGAGGGUGACCCGGAGCUGAGCUUCUUCAUGUCUACCUUAUUGUAA
Colletotrichum abscissum is the source of this 2352-nucleotide messenger RNA. RefSeq lists its product as uncharacterized. The record is from RefSeq and is a predicted model, not a curated record. Gene Ontology annotation, cellular component: nucleus. Gene Ontology annotation, biological process: DNA-templated transcription. Bases 1 to 2352 code for a protein of 783 amino acids. The transcript has 3 exons. Gene Ontology annotation, molecular function: DNA binding; zinc ion binding. NCBI's taxonomy places the organism in Eukaryota, Fungi, Ascomycota, Sordariomycetes, Glomerellales, Glomerellaceae.